AUGAAGAGAGUUAUUUUGCAAAAGAGUAAUUUUCUCAAACAAGGAGUGAGAGCAGCCGGAAGCAAGCCGAUUCCAGACAGAAGUGACUCGUUUGUUUUUGGUCUUUUUAAUGGGGAAAUUAACCCGAAAAAUAUUUUCCCGUAUCCGUCAGUUUUUAAUCAGGAACAAGUUGACGAGCUAAACGAGCUCUUUUCCGCCUCUUUUGACGCUUUUGACGGAACCAACGAAGCCCUGGAAAAUGACCUUCGCGGCGACCUCGACCCAGAAAUGGUCCAAAUGCUCAGGGACUUUGGUCUCUUCGGCAUGCAAGUUCCAGAAGAACUCGGCGGUCUUGGCAUGUCAAACGUCCAAAUGGCGCGAAUGUCGGAAAUCGGAGGCGAGCUGGAUCUUGGUGUUUCGAUUUAUAUUGGUGCGCAUCAGAGUAUCGGUUUCAAGGCGAUUUUGAUUCUCGGAACUCAGGAGAUGAAGGAAAAGUAUCUUCCGUUGGUUGCUUCUGGUGAGAAGAUUGCAGCGUUUUGCUUGACUGAGCCAAGUACUGGAUCUGAUGCCUCCAGCGUUCAGACAAGAGCAGUGAAACAAGAAGACGGUAGCUAUCUUAUGAACGGCGGAAAAAUCUGGAUCACUGGCGGUGGUAUAGCCGACAUCUUCACCGUCUUCGCCCAGGUUCCCGUUCAACAAGAAGAUGGAACGAUAAAGGAUAAAAUGACAGCUUUCAUCGUCGAGCGUGAUUUCGGCGGAGUGACUCACGGCGCUCCGGAAAAGAAAAUGGGGAUCAAGUGCUCGAAUACUGCUGAGGUCUACUUUGAUGAUGUCAGAAUUCCGGCCGAGAAUAUGAUCGGAGAAGUGGGAGAAGGAUUCAAAGUUGCGAUGGAGGUGUUGAAUUCGGGGCGAUAUGGAAUGGGUGCGACGCUGAAUGGAACGCAAAAGGGAUUAAUAAAGAAAGCGACGGAAUUUGCCGCGAAUCGAACGCAGUUCAGGGAUAAGAUCUACAAAUUUGGCGCGAUUCAAGAAAAACUCGCCAGAAUGCAUGCGGAGCAAUACGCCUCUGAAGCAGUUAGCUAUUUGGUCGCAAAUGCGAUGGAUCACAAGACUGAAAACUAUCAUCUUGAGGCUGCUUGUGGAAAAAUUUUUGCUUCGGAGAGAGCCUGGCAUUGCUGUGAUGAGACGAUUCAGGUUAUGGGUGGAAUGGGAUACAUGUUUGAACAAGGCGUGGAAAAAGUGAUGCGCGAUCUCCGAAUUUUCCGAAUUUUCGAAGGAACAAAUGACAUUCUUCGACUAAUGGUGGGUCUUCAAGGUCUUCAAUACACAGGUCAACAAUUGGCGCCCAUCGCAAAAGCCGCCAAAAGCCCAAUCGCGAAUGCACCGACUUUGAUCAAGUUCAAAAUGGACCAGAGGGCGAAAGAAAAGGGGUCUAAAACAGCGGUGAAUGAUUUGAAACAAUAUGUCGACCCCGCGCUCCACCCAGAAGCACAGAAAGUCGGCGAAGCCAUCACAAGAUUCGAAGUUGCGUCGAAAAAGAUUCUUCAAAAAUUUAACAAGGACAUCAUCAAUCAGCAAUUUCAUGUCAAGAGAAUAGCUGAAGCUGCGAUUGAGCUUUUCGCAAGCUCUGCCGUUUUAUCUAGAGCUACUGCGGCCCAGAAACACCCAACUGCAAACAAGGAAGAGGAAAUUCUACUUGCCAAAACUUAUAUUUUCGACUCGUUGAAGAAGAUUCAUGGCGCUCUUGAUCAACUAACAGAACAAGAUGAGUCGCAUUGGAAAAACAUGGCGGAACUGACGGAAAAAAUGGUCAAUGCGGACAGCCCCGUCUUGGGAGCUCAUCCGACUGAGCUUAUCCAUAAGUAA
Oikopleura dioica is the source of this 1845-nucleotide messenger RNA. NCBI's taxonomy places the organism in Eukaryota, Metazoa, Chordata, Appendicularia, Copelata, Oikopleuridae. The record is from the annotation of a GenBank genome assembly.